Messenger RNA from Bolinopsis microptera, 3983 nucleotides. RefSeq names its product ATP-dependent translocase ABCB1-like. The coding region runs from base 12 to 3983 and encodes 1323 amino acids. The transcript has 34 exons. Lineage: Eukaryota; Metazoa; Ctenophora; Tentaculata; Lobata; Bolinopsidae. Gene Ontology annotation, biological process: transmembrane transport. The record is from RefSeq and is a predicted model, not a curated record. Gene Ontology annotation, cellular component: membrane. Gene Ontology annotation, molecular function: ABC-type transporter activity; ATP hydrolysis activity; ATP binding.
UAGGUGUUACAAUGGCAUCGGAAAGUGUGCUAUCAAACGGUUUGAAUGAAACUGAAGCGAUGGAUGUCAGUGUUAAGGUUGAUGAACCUUCAAAAAAGGAGAAGGAGAAGUCUGGCAAGAAAAAGAAGGAAAAAAAGGAAGAAGAACCUCUUAUUGGAAUCCUUGAAUAUUAUCGAUAUGCAACAGCAGUUGACUGGCUUUUGAUUUUAACUGGAUUCCUGUUUGCGAUGUUCAAAGGCUUUUCCUGGCCUGGAAUCAUGAUUAUUUUUGGUGAAAUGAUUGAAAACUUAGGAUCAAAUUCUGAAGCUAUGGAGAAUGAUCCAAAUAUUAAUAUACAAAAAGAAAUGUUAACGUUCGCAUUAUGGUACAUUGGCCUGGGCCUGUUCCAGGUAUUGGCUGGAUAUGUCGCCACAGCAUUUUUAAACAUUUCUGCGGAGAGGCAAACGUCCAGAGUGCGUAAAGCGUAUUUCAGAGCAAUGCUAAGACAAGAGGUGGGAUGGUAUGAUACGGUAUCAAGUGGUGAACUUACUACAAGACUCCAGGGGGAUAUAGAGAUGAUAAGAGACGGUCUGUCAGACAAAUCAGGCCUAUUUGUCACUUGGACCUUCUGUUUUUUAAGUGGUAUUGCGAUUGCUUUCUCCUACUCCUGGCGACUAUCCCUGGUUAUAAUGUCUGUCGCACCUAUCAUGGGUGUUCUUAGUGCUAUUUUUGCUAAGGUCCUGGCGGGUUUCACAGCAAAAGAGCAGACUGCUUACGCUGCAGCUGGGGCUGUUGCAGAGGAAGUUAUCGGGGGUAUUAGGACUGUGGUUGCUUUUGGGGGCGAGAAAACAGAGGUUCAGAGGUAUAAGGGAAAGUUAGACACAACAGUGGAAACUGGAAAGAAAAACACACUAGUUUAUGCCUUAUCUCUUGCCUCAGUUAAUGGACUGAUGUUUUUGAUGUACGCACUGGCAUUUUGGUACGGAGCUAAGCUAACAGGGGAGGGGACCACUAAACCAGCUGAUGUUCUAGUUGCUUUCUUCAACGUCCUGAUUGGAGCGUGGGGAAUGGGCUUCGCUGCUCCCCAGUGGAAGAUAAUGACUGUAGGGCGCGGGGCUGCUUGUAAAGUAUUCGCUACUAUUGAUAGGGAAUCAAAGAUAGACCACGAGGAGGAGGGAGGGGAGACGAUACCAGGAUUGGAGGGGAGAAUAGAGUUUAAAAACUGUAAUUUUAGCUAUCCUUCCCGAUCUGAUAUUACGAUAAUGAAGGAUUUCAACUUGGUAUUAGAGCCUGGCAAAACACACGCUCUCGUUGGUCAAAGUGGGUGUGGUAAAAGUACUGCUGUGGCCAUUCUGGAGAGAUUCUACGAUGUUACUGAGGGAUCGGUUUUACUUGAUGGAGUGGACAUAAAGAAGCUGAAUUUACAUUGGUUAAGAGAACAGAUCGGUCUAGUUGGACAGGAACCUGUACUUUUCUCCACCUCUGUUGAGGAAAAUAUCCGUUACGGAAGGGAAGGUGUUAGUAAAGAGGAGAUAGUUGAAGCAGCUAAGAAAGCGUUCGCACACGACUUUAUAUCCCAGCUUCCAGAUGGCUACGAUACGUUAUGUGGCGAGAGAGGGAGUCAGAUGUCAGGAGGGCAAAAGCAGCGCAUAGCCAUUGCACGUGCACUAGUGCGCGACCCUAAGAUUCUCCUUCUUGAUGAGGCGACCAGUGCUCUCGAUAACAAAUCGGAGAAAAUAGUGCAACAGGCACUAGAUAAGGCUAGAGAAGGACGUACGACUCUGAUAAUAGCACAUCGUCUCUCAACAAUACGGGAUGUAGAUAAGAUAUACGCUUUAUCAGACGGAGCGGUAUUGGAGGAGGGGACACACGAGGAGCUGAUGAAGGUUACUGACGGACUUUACCGGGGUCUGGUUAACUACCAACAAGCUGUUCAGGUUACUGACGGACUAUACCGGGGUCUGGUUAACUACCAACAAGCUGUUCAGGAUGAAGAUGAGAAGGCUAUGACAGUUUCAGACAAGGUUGUAAGUAUAAUGACGGCGGAUGGAGUAGAACUCCCCUCAACUCUACAGGAAAUUAAGGAUACAUUUAAUGGAAAAGUUGGAAGUCCUGUAAAAGAGUCCCGGUAUGUUUUGGACAUGCUUUCUGACGCUGAAGAAGAGCAGGUAAAAGUAGUGACUGACGAGAAAGUGGAAGAGAUCCCUGAGGAAGAAAUCAAACCAGCUACGUUUUUGGAGAUAUUAAACGAAUGUAAUCAUGCUGAGUAUACUCUCAUGGGAUUGGGAAGUCUGGGUGCGGCAGCUAAUGGUGUUACUAUGCCUGUCUUCGCGGUCCUCUUUGCUGGUGUUAUUAAUGAUCUAGUAGGACUAGCCGUUGCUCAUCAAGCAGGAGAGGAUCCGGAUUUCAGUAAAACUGACAAAUGGGCCAUGUACUUUGCUUUCCUGGGAAUUGGGACUGCACUUGCUUUCUUCACCCAGACAUACUGUAUUGGACUUAUGAGCGAGAGUUUCACUCGAAGAUUAAGAGUCAGAUCUUUUAAAGCUAUUCUACGACAGAAUUUAGCGUUUUUCGACGACCCCGCCAACUCAAUCGGAGCCCUUACCACCAGACUAUCCACUGAAGCAAACGCUGUCAAGGAUGCCACAGGUUCACGUGUUGCUACCGUGAUCCAGGUUGUGGUAGGAAUGUCUGCCGCGCUUGUUAUAGCUUUUAUGACAGAGUGGAGAUUGGCUCUGGUAUGCCUGGGUUGUAUUCCCUUCAUCGUAAUUGGAGGUAUAAUUCAGAUGUGGCAGGUAACUGGAACUACCAAGGGAGUAGCUAAACUUUACGAAGCUUCAGGUAAAACAGCAGCAGAGUCAAUAGAGAACAUAAGGACAGUAGCCUCACUUGGAAUAGAGAACCUGUUCUACAAACACUACUGUCAAGCGCUCAGAGCACCCAGGAGAGAAACGACCCGGAAAGCUCACGUGGUGGGUCUAUGCAUGGGUCUGAGUGAAGCGGCUACUUAUUUCACCUUCGCUGCUGUGUUUGGGUACGGUAGUGUUCUCAUUGCAGACGGGCUAACUAGCUUUGAGGAUGUUGUUAAAGUUUUCAGCGCUAUAAUAUUUUCCGGUAUGAUUGUGGGGGAGGCUAUGUCCUAUCUUGGUGAUUACACAAAAGCAACAGUGUCCGCUGCUAAGAUCUUCAAGCUCAUCUACAAUGUACCUGCUAUUGACGCUAACUCGAGUGAUGGUUUGAAGGAGUUUGCAGUGGAGGGAAAGCUGAAAUUCUCAGAUGUGGUGUUCAACUACCCUACCAGACCUAACCAUCCUGUCUUGCAAGGACUCAGCUUAGAGGCCCUCAGAGGACAGACAGUAGCUCUAGUAGGUCAGAGUGGGUGUGGCAAAAGUACAACAAUUCAACUUACUGAGAGAUUCUACGAUUCUCUCGGCGGAUCUGUGUUUUUGGACGAUAAAGAGUUGAAGCAAAUAAAUGUAUCGUAUCUUCGCAAACAAAUUGGACUUGUUUCGCAGGAGCCGAUUCUAUUUGAUACUUCGAUUGCAGAGAACAUAAUGUACGGCGAUCUUGAUAGGCAGAUCAGUGAAUCUGAGAUUAUUGAGGUUGCAAAGUCUGCUAACAUUCACGAGUUUGUUGACAAUCUUCCAGAGAAAUACCAGACACGAGUAGGGGAGAAAGGGGGCCAGUUAUCAGGAGGUCAGAAACAGAGGAUUGCAAUAGCAAGAGCUCUGAUCAGGAACCCUAAGAUACUACUGCUAGAUGAGGCUACCAGCGCACUCGACACUGAGAGUGAGAAGAUUGUUCAAGAAGCCCUGGAUAAAGCUAGGAAAGGAAGGACUUGUCUAGUGAUCGCGCACAGACUCUCUACCAUACACACUGCUGACAUGAUAUGUGUUAUAGAUGAAGGUAAAGUAGCAGAACAAGGUACACAUCAGGAGUUGAUGUUCCGACGGGGAAUGUACUAUGCGCUCAACUCUCAAAAUACCGAGGAUGGCGAGAGCUAA